AUGGCCCAGGCCAGGAUCAGCGCUAAGGCCAGCGAGGGACAGCCGGCGGGGCAGCUCCGCGGGCGCUUCUUCCGCUCCACCUCCAUGGCCGACUGCUCCAGCCGCCUGCUGCAGAACCUGGACCAGCUGGAGCUCAGGGUUGAAGCCUUGCGUGAUGCAGCCUCUGCUAUGGAACAAGAAAAAGAAACCCUGCUAGAAAUGAUCCACAAUAUACAGAACAGCCAAGAUAUGAGGCACAUCAGUGAAGGUGAAAGAGAAGAACUUUGCCUGACUGCCAGUCGUCUGAUGGGCCGAACCCUCACUGUUGAGGUUUCUGUAGAAACAAUACGAAACCCACAGCAGCAGGAAUCCCUUUUGCACGCCACAAGGAUGAUUGAUGAAGUAGUCAAUAAACUCCUUGACGAUCUGGAAGAUUCCAAAAGCCGUUUAAAGUCACUUUAUGGUGCAUGCACAUCUGAGGUACCAUCUGGACCCAUUGAUCAGAAAUUUCAGUCUGUUGUAAUUGGAUGCGCUAUUGAAGAUCAAAAGAAAAUCAAAAGGAGACUAGAGACUCUGCUUAGAAAUAUAGAAAACUCUGAAAAGUCAAUCAUGUUGUUAGAACAUCCAAAAUCAACUGUCCAACAGCUUUGCAACAAUGAACAGGAUUAA
Molecule: messenger RNA, 648 nt
Organism: Emys orbicularis (European pond turtle)
Lineage: Eukaryota; Metazoa; Chordata; Testudines; Emydidae
Gene: BAG2
Product: BAG cochaperone 2
Exons: 3
Coding region: 1-648 (215 amino acids)
Biological process (GO): protein stabilization
Molecular function (GO): protein-folding chaperone binding; adenyl-nucleotide exchange factor activity
Source: RefSeq, a predicted model, not a curated record